Molecule: messenger RNA, 1302 nt
Organism: Ostertagia ostertagi
Lineage: Eukaryota; Metazoa; Nematoda; Chromadorea; Rhabditida; Trichostrongylidae
Source: the annotation of a GenBank genome assembly
AUGUUCUUUCACGGUGGAUUGGGCGGUAUGGGUAGAGCUCACGAUGGUCCGGUUGAUACUCGUCUGUAUGAUGUACUUAAAGUCAAGCCUGACGCCAGCGAUGACGACAUAAGAAAGGCAUAUCGCAAACUAGCAAAGGAAUUCCACCCUGACAAAAAUCCCAAUCAUGGAGACCAGUUCAAGGAGAUAAGUUUCGCGUACGAAAUUUUAUCCAAUCCAGAGCGGCGCCGUAGAUAUGACAUUGGUGGGCUAGACGCCAUCAAAGAAGGUGGAGGUGGAGGCGGAUUUGGUGGCGACCUGUUUUCUCAUAUAUUUGGUGACGAUGACGACUCACCUUUCAGCGGGUUCUUCGGGAUGGGUGGUGGUGGACGACGACGAACUCGGCGGAAGUUCCAGGAUACUGUGUAUCCCUUGAAUGUCACAUUGGAAGAAGUCUAUAUGGGUAAAACAUCGAAGCUUCGAUUAUCAAAGAAGGCGCUGUGCACGAAAUGCAAAGGAACUGGUGGAAAAACUGGGCAAUCUUACGAAUGUCACUCUUGUCGUGGUCGAGGAGUAAAGAAUCUUGUACAGCAAAUUGGUCCAGGAAUGGUUCAGCAAAUGCAAGUCAGAUGUAACGACUGUGGAGGGGAAGGUUCACGGAUUCCCGAAUCAGACAAAUGUAGCAACUGCAGGGGUGAAAAGAGCGAGGAAGUCAAGAAAAUUUUGGAGGUAGUCAAUGGUCACGUCGAGUCUGAAUGCGCCAUAACGACAAAAUCACAUUCCCGGGCGAGGGAGAUCAAUCCGAUCCCAGACAUUGAGCCUGGUGACGUGGUCAUUGUCAUACAAGUAAAGCCACAUGAUGUCUUCGAGAGGGAGGGCGACGAUCUCAUCGCGAAAAAAACUAUAUCGUUAAACGAGGCUUUGUGUGGAUAUGAAAUUCCUUUGAAACACCUAGACGGACGUACUCUUAUUCUCAAGAACAAACCGGGCGAUAUAAUCACACCAGAUUGCGUGCGUGGCAUCGUAGGAGAAGGCAUGCCACAAAGGCGUCAUCAUGACAUCCGCGGAAAUCUCUAUGUAAAGUUUGACGUCACAUUUCCUAGUGAUCAUUUUCUCGAAGAUGAGACGAAAUACAAGAUUAUUGAGUCUGCAUUCCCUCCAGUCCGAAAAAUCGCACUACUGAGGCCCGUGUCAUUAAUGGAAUACGAUGAAAAGCGAUACCGUGGAGGAAGAGCAGGUCAAGCUUACGAUGAAGAUGGAUCAGAUGAAGAGAUGGGUGGACAUGCACAUCACGGACCACAAGUUCAAUGUGCACAAAGUUGA